Molecule: messenger RNA, 1500 nt
Organism: Penicillium canariense
Lineage: Eukaryota; Fungi; Ascomycota; Eurotiomycetes; Eurotiales; Aspergillaceae
Product: C2HC5-type zinc finger protein
Exons: 1
Coding region: 1-1500 (499 amino acids)
Biological process (GO): regulation of DNA-templated transcription
Cellular component (GO): nucleus
Molecular function (GO): zinc ion binding
Source: RefSeq, a predicted model, not a curated record
AUGUCAGACCUUUCAGCCUGGGCCCUUCCUCGGCUCAGCCAGCUUCUCCCUAUCGAUGAAGAGUCGCUGAAGCAGAUUAUCGACUAUUCAGCUACUCUACCGAAAGACGCUUGCGCCGAUCACCUGAAAAACCUCCUCGGCGACAGCCCCGCAGCCCUCGAAUUUAUUGCCUCGUUCAACGCGCGUCGCAAUGACGGAUCUCCAGCGGCCUCGUCCGCCCCAAGUGUUACAUCCGCCGCGAGAAAUACGGAGCGGCCGAAGGGGAAGAACAGAAAGGAGAAGAAGCCGCUGCACAGUGCUGGUCCACCGCGCCGCCCUGACAACUACGGGGAUGUGGGCGGAGGCUAUAUGAAGUCUCAGCAGGGAGAGGACUACAUGUCUGCCAACAAAGCUGCAUCGCAUUCCCCUGGGCUCUCUGCGCCCGGCUCCUCUUCAUCCUCUCGCGCUCAUUCGCCUAUGCCUGCCGCCUCCACAAAAGUUCCCCCCUCCGCCUCCGGCCCUGUUCUCUCCGAUAUGCUGCCAAACGUACGGUCGAAAACAAGCAAGACGAGUCGGCAAAGCGGUGGCUCUGCCAGCCCCUCGAAGUCGGGAUCGCUCACCACCAACAACAUCUCCGAUCUGACGGCCGCAAUUGCUAUGCUGGAGGUGUCGACCAACCCGACCUUGGGCGCAGAGAAGCGCAAAUGCACAUGCUUCGCUACAAUCCACCCACUCUUUGACCCCGCCCCCAACUGUGUCAAUUGCGGGAAGAUUAUCUGUUCGCUGGAAGGUCUACAGCCGUGUUCCUUCUGUGGCACACCCCUCCUCUCUGCGGAGGAGAUCCAGAGCAUGAUCAAGGAGUUGCGUGCCGAGCGUGGACAAGAGAAAAUGCGCGCUCAUAACGAGAGCGUUCACCAUGAAGGGGGACCUAGACCAACUGGCUCUGGACCAGCCCCGCCCCCGAGCCAUCUGGAUGCGGCGAGGGCUCACCGUGAUAAGCUGCUCCAGUUCCAAGCACAAAAUGCCCGGCGAACCAAGGUUGUUGACGAAGCCGCCGAUUUUGAGACGCCAAAUGUGGCCUCGACACUGUGGAUGAGUCCUGCGCAGCGAGCGCUUGCAUUGAAAAAGCAGCAGCGCAUCCAGCGUGAGCUGGAAGAGAAGGCUCGUCCUGAAUGGGAGAAGAAGAAGACGGUCAUGAGCCUCGACAUCAAGGGCGGGAAGGUUCGCCGGGUAUACCAAACCGCGGCGGUCGAGUCGACUCCGGAGGCCAGCGAGCCGGAACCCGAAGACGUGGUCGAGCCUGGAGCGUCAACGAGAGGAAAUGCGUUCAGCCGAAAUCCGCUCCUGGCCGCCGGAGGGCUAAUGCGUCCCGUCUGGCGCGCCCCCGAGGGCAAGGGGGCUGAUUCUGACGAGCAGGCAGAACGGAAGCAAACGUGGCGGCGUGUGCAGGAUGAUAAUGACGAUAACGAGCAAUGGAUUUUGGAUGGUGGGUUGCAUGGACCUGAUGCUGAAGCGGCAUGA